AUGAAUGUUGGCUUCGUCGAGAGUUCAAGCCAACACGAUUGGAAUUGUUUCAUUUUUCAUGACGUUGAUCUACUGCCUUUGGACCAUCGGAUAUCCUACUCAUGCACUGAGUCACCUGCUCAUCUUAGCAGUGCAAUCGACAAAUUCAAUGAGAGUUUACCUUAUCCACACUAUUUCGGUGGAGUUUGCGCUUUCACUAAACAAGACUAUCUGUCUGUGAACGGUGCUUCGAACAGAUACUGGGGUUGGGGUGGUGAAGACGAUGAUUUGUAUCACAGGUAA
Molecule: messenger RNA, 282 nt
Organism: Auanema sp. JU1783
Lineage: Eukaryota; Metazoa; Nematoda; Chromadorea; Rhabditida; Rhabditidae
Source: the annotation of a GenBank genome assembly